Rattus rattus (black rat) is the source of this 2993-nucleotide messenger RNA. It is a transcript of the gene Itgb2, whose product is annotated as integrin subunit beta 2. The record is from RefSeq and is a predicted model, not a curated record. NCBI's taxonomy places the organism in Eukaryota, Metazoa, Chordata, Mammalia, Rodentia, Muridae. Gene Ontology annotation, biological process: cell migration; cell adhesion mediated by integrin; integrin-mediated signaling pathway. The coding region runs from base 88 to 2394 and encodes 768 amino acids. Gene Ontology annotation, cellular component: cell surface; integrin complex; focal adhesion. The transcript is spliced from 16 exons. Gene Ontology annotation, molecular function: amyloid-beta binding; integrin binding.
CACAGAGCCAGCUGGUGAGAAGCAGGCAGAGACAUCUCCAGUCAGUCAGAUUCACGGAUUGGAGGCUUCCCGGGACCAAGAGGGGACAUGCUGGGCCCACACACACUGCUACUCGUCCUAGCUGGACUGCUCUUCCUGGGAUCUGCCCUGUCCGAGGAAUGCACCAAGUACAAAGUCAGCAACUGCCGGGACUGUAUCCAGUCGGGGCCUGGCUGCUCGUGGUGCCAGAAGCUGAACUUCACCGGACCAGGAGAGCCUGACUCCUUGCGCUGUGACACACGGACACAGCUGCUCCUCAAGGGUUGCCCAGCCGAUGAUAUAAUGGACCCCACGAGCUUUGCUGAUCUCAACUUCCAACAUCAGGGGCAACGGAGUCAGCUGUCUCCACAAAAAGUGACCCUUAACUUGCGACCAGGGCAGGCUGCUACAUUCAAUGUGACUUUCCGGCGGGCCAAGGGCUACCCCAUUGAUCUGUACUACCUCAUGGACCUCUCCUACUCUAUGCUCGACGACCUGAACAAUGUCAAGAAGUUGGGUGGUGAUUUGCUGCAGGCCCUCAACGAGAUCACAGAGUCUGGCCGCAUCGGCUUCGGGUCCUUCGUGGACAAGACGGUGCUGCCUUUUGUCAACACCCAUCCCGAGAAGCUGAGGAACCCGUGCCCCAACAAGGAGAAAGCCUGCCAGCCUCCGUUUGCCUUUCGCCACGUGCUCAAGCUAACAGACAACUCCAACCAGUUUCAGACAGAGGUCGGCAAGCAACUGAUUUCCGGAAACCUGGACGCCCCUGAGGGUGGGCUGGAUGCCAUAAUGCAAGUGGCUGCCUGUCCGGAGGAAAUUGGCUGGCGCAAUGUCACGAGGCUGCUGGUGUUUGCCACGGACGACGGCUUCCACUUUGCCGGUGACGGGAAACUGGGUGCCAUCCUGACCCCCAACGAUGGCCGCUGCCACUUGGAGGAUAACAUGUACAAGAGGAGCAAUGAGUUCGACUACCCGUCAGUGGGCCAGCUGGCCCACAAACUUUCCGAGAGCAACAUCCAGCCCAUCUUUGCAGUGACAAAGAAGAUGGUGAAAACCUAUGAGAAACUCACAGAGAUUAUCCCCAAGUCAGCGGUGGGCGAGCUGUCUGACGACUCCAGUAACGUAGUCCAGCUUAUCAAGAAUGCCUACUACAAACUCUCCUCUAGAGUCUUCCUGGACCACACCACCAUCCCGGACACCCUGAAAGUCACCUAUGACUCCUUCUGUAGUAACGGAGUAUCGAGUAUAGGCAAAUCCCGAGGGGACUGUGACGGUGUGCAGAUCAACAACCCGGUCACCUUCCAGGUAAAGGUCACGGCUUCGGAGUGUAUCCAGGAGCAGUCCUUUGUCAUCCGGGCACUGGGCUUCACCGACACAGUGACGGUACAGGUCCAUCCCCAGUGCGAGUGCCAGUGCCGGGACCAGAGUCGGAUGAGGAAUCUCUGUGGAGGCAAGGGAGUCAUGGAGUGUGGCAUCUGCAGGUGUGAGUCUGGCUACAUUGGGAAAAACUGUGAGUGUCAGACGCAGGGCCGGAGCAGCCAGGAGCUGGAGGGGAACUGCCGGAAGGACAAUAGUUCCAUUGUGUGCUCGGGGCUGGGGGACUGCAUCUGCGGGCAGUGCGUGUGCCACACGAGUGACAUCCCCAACAAAGUGAUCUUUGGGCAAUACUGCGAGUGUGACAACUUCAACUGUGAGAGAUAUGAUGGCCAAGUCUGCGGUGGCCCAAAGAGAGGCUCCUGCUCCUGUGGCCAGUGUAAUUGCAAGGAGGGUUUCGAGGGCUCUGCUUGCCAGUGUCAGAGGUCCACCACGGGCUGUCUGAACGCACGGCUGGUGGAGUGCAGUGGCCGUGGCCGGUGCCAAUGCAACAGAUGCAUCUGUGAGAAAGGUUACCAGCCACCUCUGUGUGAAGAGUGUCCCGGCUGCCCCUUGCCCUGCAGCACCUACGUCUUCUGUGCCGAGUGCCUGAAAUUUGAUAAGGGCCCCUUUCAGAAGAAUUGUAGUGUUCAGUGUGCCAAUGUGACGCUGCAGACUGCCCCUUUCAAGAAAAAGCCCUGCAAGGAGAGGGACUCAGAGGGCUGCUGGAUAACCUACACUUUGCAGCAGAAGGACGGAAACGCUUACAACAUCCAUGUGGACGACGAUCGAGAGUGUGUGAAAGGCCCCAACGUGGCUGCCAUCAUAGGGGGCACUGUGGCCGGCGUUGUACUGAUUGGUGUCCUCCUCCUGGUCAUCUGGAAGGCCCUUACCCACCUGACUGACCUCAAUGAAUACAGACGCUUUGAGAAGGAGAAACUCAAGUCCCAGUGGAACAACGACAACCCCCUCUUCAAGAGCGCCACGACAACGGUCAUGAACCCUAAGUUUGCUGAGAGCUAGAGCAGGAGUCAGAGGAGACCCCUCCAGACCAUGCCUCCUCCCCUCUGCAAAUACAAUGUAGCUUACAGCUCGCCCCAGUGCUGCCAAGGAUCCAAAAGCCUACUUUGUUUCUUUCCGCCAUUAUAUCAAGGCUGCCAGGGUUUCUACGGACUCAUCUUCCCACCUACACAAUCUUGCCACAGAGCCUGCAGAUUGUUCUGGAGUCCCAAGAGGUUCCACACACAUUUUCUUGCGUAAAGGGAAGACAGGGGUCUCAGUAAAGGUGGCCCCAGCUUAUUUAUAUUUAAACUUGUUAGCGUAUAAAACUAUUAUAUUGUUAACAUCCUGUCCAUUGUAUUAUAUGUGAUGUAAAACUAUAUCCCACAUAUGUCAUAAUCAUGUAUGUAAAAAUAAUAAAGCUUCCAUUCAGGGCUGCAGAGAUGGCUCAGUGGUUAAGAGCACUGACUGCUCUUCCAGAGGUCCUGAGUUCAAUUCCCAGCAACCACAUGGUGGCUCACAACCAUCUGUAAUGAGAUCUGAUGCCCUCUUCUGGUGCGUCUGAAGACAGCUACAGUGUACUCACAUACAUAAAAUAAAUAAAGCCUUUUAAUAAAAAAAAA